AUGGGUUCACGCUCAACCAAGGUUGCGGCGUUCCCGCAUGUGAAGGCUGCUGCCUCACCGGUCGCACCUGCUCACCAACAUCACGAAAGAAGUAACAAAACAAACGAAACUGGACCCAGCCAAGGAUGCAUACAUCAGGCUAUUCGAACGUCAGCAACUUCACCACACUCUUUCGACGACACAGACGUCCAGGCUCCAACACGAGCAGCCACUACCCUGAAACGACGAUACAGUGAACCUAUACAGACAGCAGCUAUGGCCACAGAAGGGUACGUAGAUGGGAUACGGCAUUUUGACGCGUUUGAAGUUCUUCUUGUGGCGCGCAGUCUGAUGUCCAUCGAAUUCAGUUAUGCCGAUGUCACAAGCCCAGCGCUAAUCGAACAUCUUUCAACCCCACCUACGUCUGUGCCAGUCCAUGAAAAAUCCAAGAAGGUCGAGGAUCCCGAGGUACAAUGCAUAAGUUGCUGCACGCAGCUUCCCAAAGAGAAGGACCCCAAGUAUACUCGGGAAGUGCUCAAGCCUUGCAGAUCCUGCAACAGCACAUACUGCGUUACAUGUGUCAAAGGCAUGUUCCUCGAUGCAUGCAAAGAUUCCACCAGAAUGCCUCCGCGCUGCUGUGUGCAGGUUCAUCUCCACCAUGUAAAGCCACACUUGACAACCGAAGAAAUCACAGAAUACAGGUCUAAGUACGAAGAGUGGAGCACGCCCAAACCGUUCUACUGUCCGAUAUCAACAUGCUCCGUCUUCAUACCAGAGCGGCUACUAUCCGAGCAGGCAGGGCCAAAAGGCAAGCGGAAGUUGGGCUCUGGCAUUGAAACACCUACAUCGCCAAACUUCCAGUGUCCGAAGUGCGAAGGCGAGAUCUGCGUUGAUUGCAGACAACUAGCUCAUCCAGGCAGUCUCUGUGCUAUUCUGGACCUUGGAGUUGAUGUAGAGACAGCACAGCUUCUUAAAGCAUGGGGCUACAAGCGGUGUCCGAAAUGCAGCCAAGGUCUGAAGCGAAUGUAUGGCUGCAAUCACAUGGAGUGCAGGUGUGGUGCGCACUUCUGCUGGGGAUGCUUGAAGAGUAGGGACGAAUGUGAAGGAGGCUGCGAUGAAGACGGAGAUGACAACUACGGCAGCGAUUCCGAGCCUGAUGAGCCUGAGCCUCUUUCAGCGCACAGCAACGGUACUGAGGUGGCAGUGGCUGAAAAACAAAGGGUAGCCGAGGAAGGUUCAGAGGUUGUCGCACAGGCUCCAAGCGGAGCAGCAGCUGAUGCAAUUACCAAUCCGCGAACCGCUUCGCGCCCGCGCAACCUCGACGGCGGCUCGUCACGUUACUGGGAAUACCAAGAUCUUCACUUUGGUGAUGAGCCAAAUGACGACAUUCAAGACCAAGUGUGGGACUGCUACCACUCCUUUGAGCCCUACACAGUCUCUUUCGCCUCAUCCAUUUCUCAGCAUCCUUCAACGUGUGAGCUGGAGUGCGUCAAGUGCUGGUGCACAAUGCGGUCGGGAGUUGAAGUGCCGCACAAGUCAACAGGUGAUCAGGUAAAGGCUGCACGCUCCGUCCUUUCUCCUAGGGACAGCAGUAUAAAUGCCAACAGAAGCCGCGGGGGGUAUGGCCUACGAGCUCGUGGACGCCCGGUGGCGGCUGGACUACGUCCUGCACCAUAUGUGCCUCCGCGUGGACUUUUCCGCUCCGAUGCUACUAUCGGUACAGCACCUCACCUCGCGGCAACAUUUCUUCCUGGAGGCAUGAGGCAUGUGAUGAUACAGUCAGAACCGAUGGAAGGUGUUCAAUUUGAAGCCGAUCGCGAUGCGGCGAUGGAAGUUGAAGGACUGGAGUCUGUACCAAGCACUCGACCCAAGAAAACAACGACAGCAUCACGAAGAUGA
Ascochyta rabiei is the source of this 1878-nucleotide messenger RNA. RefSeq lists its product as uncharacterized. The record is from RefSeq and is a predicted model, not a curated record. Gene Ontology annotation, biological process: protein polyubiquitination; ubiquitin-dependent protein catabolic process; positive regulation of proteasomal ubiquitin-dependent protein catabolic process. Gene Ontology annotation, molecular function: zinc ion binding; ubiquitin protein ligase activity; ubiquitin conjugating enzyme binding. Lineage: Eukaryota; Fungi; Ascomycota; Dothideomycetes; Pleosporales; Didymellaceae. The transcript has a single exon. Bases 1 to 1878 code for a protein of 625 amino acids. Gene Ontology annotation, cellular component: cytoplasm; ubiquitin ligase complex.